UAGCAGCUGGCACAUUUUGUGGUCGUUGCUAUUUCACUGUAAUUUAUCUCCCUUUUCUUAAAUGAAAUAACUUUUGAUCCAAUAAACAUAAUAAAGAGGGUAAUAUAUCUCAGAUAAUAUACAUAGCAAAAUGAGCGCGUGUACCGUGGAAGUCGUGAAAAUACUAGGAAAAUAUCUCAACGUACCGGUUGGGACUGCUUGUUACAGUACGGAAAAGGUAUUGACUGCGGUAAUUAACAAGCAAAGUGUAGAAGGCUUUGCUACGAUAAUUAUGCGUUUAGCGUCACAAAGCGGUGUACAAAUGACGCAAGAACAAACCUUGCUUUGCUACCAGUGGCUAGAACACAUCUCUAUGUACGCCAACCAGGCGGCAGCUAACCCGGCAUUUGCUAAGAGUUUCCUACAAGAUAUUAAUAAAGCUUUGCAGAGAAACACAUACCUAACAGGACAAUCAUUGACUAUAGCAGAUGUGGCUGCCUACCAUGUUUUAUAUCCUUUACUGGAACGCCUAUCCAUCUCUGAAAGAGAGUCAUUGCUGCAUCUCUGCAGAUGGUCAAAACACAUCCAGGCCCAACCAAAAGUGUGUGUCAACAGACCGCCUCUACCAAUGAACACCCUAACCCUCACUACAUUAGCUCCAGCCGUGCAUUAAAGGGUUGUAAGUGUGAUGUAAAGUUAUUAAUAGUAAAAGAGGUAUGAAGACAGAAAUUUGUGCCUAAAAUUUCACAGCCAAAGUAGUGUCGCUCUACAGCCAAAAUGCCUAGACUGGCCUUACGGGUACUAAGAAUGGGGCAUGAGUGGGGCCAGUACAGCGGUGUGAUACCGCUACAACGCGAUUGGUUGAUAAGUUCGCAUCACGGGCGCGAUUGGUCGCAACUAGUUGCGUUAGACUGCACGAUUGGUUCGAAUUCGUGAGUGACACCGCUGAUCUAGUACCAUUUUUAGUGCCCGUAAAGCCCGUCCUUAGAUAUUACACGUCAAUGCAAAAUGCAUUAUUUGGUAAAUUUGGUUGUCAAAAAAAUGUGGUGUUUUUUUUCCUGAUAGGUAUUACAACUCUUUUACAAUCAAUAACUGAAGUAAAUUAUUUGAUACCUAGUGAAAGGAUCUCUUGAGGAAUAAAAGUAUUUUAAUAGUUGAUUGACCUUGCAUGUAAGUAAUAAUAAUAAAAUGUAAGUUUCAAUUUAAAAUAAAUUAUUUCUUAGAUGAGGUUUGUUAUGUAAGUAUUCAA
Cydia splendana is the source of this 1228-nucleotide messenger RNA. RefSeq lists its product as uncharacterized. NCBI's taxonomy places the organism in Eukaryota, Metazoa, Arthropoda, Insecta, Lepidoptera, Tortricidae. The record is from RefSeq and is a predicted model, not a curated record. Bases 131 to 652 code for a protein of 173 amino acids. Gene Ontology annotation, biological process: positive regulation of DNA damage response, signal transduction by p53 class mediator. Gene Ontology annotation, cellular component: nucleus; aminoacyl-tRNA synthetase multienzyme complex; cytoplasm. The transcript is spliced from 4 exons.